CACCACUUAGAUCGUAUUUGGGGUAGGAAUUCCACUUAUCUUUUCCUCUACUCUCAAAUGCCUGAAUCAGAAACACUAAACGAAAAGCAUUGUAUGUGUGCGUUCUAAAUAGGGUAUGUCCCCCUUGUAUUUAAAAUAAAGUAAGUCACGCUAAGGACCUACAGUACUGUAUAAUGUGUAGUUAUUGCCCUAUAAUACGUAAUUGCCUCUGCCCCAUCCAAAAUGGAAAGUUGGAACCAAUGAUAAUAUAAAAUAUUUGCAUCCGUGACUUGCUAAGUCUUUUUUCUUUUUUUGACAGAAAGACUUGCUAGUCAAUGCCAUAUUGCCAUUGAAUUGCAUGAUAAUUGUAUCGUAGGUAGAUACAUUGAAUAGGCAACAUAUAGUGCCUUCCAAGUCUCGACAAUUAAGUACAGUACCCUAAAGACUAAGGCAACUUGGACGUACUUGGGUUAGUGCUUAACUAAGGCUCCACACUUCCACUAGCUAUUUUUUUCAGCUUGGACUUGUUCAAGGCUGUCAAGCUAAGAGCUAACACUAAAAGUUGCCGUUUAAGAUUGGCAAAUCACGUAGACGUGACACCAUCCCAAUCCCCCUUCACCCUUCCCCCUAAUGUCUGUAAUGAAUUAUUUAUCUCGGAUUGUAAUGGGUUCUUUAAACCCUAACUGACUUUAAUUAUGAUAUGUCAUGGUUGCCAUUUUAACCAAAAAAAAAAAAAAAAAGAUUGGCAAAUCACUUGCCAACCCAUACAUUGACUCGGAAAGUACUAAGCAACUUUUUUGUAGUAAUCGACCUAUAUAACUUAGGGGCAUAUACUUGUGCGUUGAACAUACAUACAUCCUGAUCCAUAUAUUAUUACUAUACACUUUUACUUAGUCAUGGCUAACCUUGGCAACCCUCCCAUGCAUGUCACCACCUCGUUGUUCGUCGUGGCAAUCUUAUUGCUUAGCUGCCUACACCUAACAGAAGCACAAGUUGGAGUGGCCUAUGGAAAGGAUGGAACCAACUUACCAUCUCCACAUGAUGUAGUGAACCUCUACAAAUCCAAUGGCAUAGGUUCAAUGAGACUAUACUAUCCUGAUCAAGCCACACUUCAGGCCUUACAAGGAUCAGGCAUUAGACUUGUUGGACUUACCUUAGGCGUCCCCAACGACGACAUUCAAUCGGUAGCUACCAAUCCAUCAUUUGCGGACCAAUGGGUUAAAAACAAUGUAGUUCCUUUUGAAUCAUCAAUUAAGUACAUUGUGGUAGGAAAUGAAAUUGAUCCAUCUAGUUCACAAGCUUCAUCAGUUCUACCAGCCAUGCAAAAUAUUCUCAAUGCACUUAAUUCUAACAAUUUAGGUGAUCAAAUUAAGGUUUCUACAUCCGUUGGUACAAGCCUAGUCGAAAACGCCUUCCCACCAUCUAAUGGACAAUUUGGUAACGUUCAAUAUAUUACACCAAUAAUCAACUUUAUAAAACAAAAUGGUUCACCUUUCAUGGUUAAUAUAUACCCUUACUUUGCUUACCAACGUAAUUCAAAACAAAUUUCUCUUGAUUACGCCUUAUUUACUUCUCCUGGAACUGUUGUUACGGACGCUAAUAAUGGCAAAAAUUACCAAAAUUUAUUUGAUGCACUUGCCGAUGCAACAUAUGCGGCUUUAGAUAAGGUUGGUGCGCCCGACGUUUCAUUGCUUACGUCCGAGACCGGGUGGGCGUCAGGCGGUGGUUUCGGGGCUAAUCACGAUAAUGCAAAGAAGUAUAUCACCAAUUUGAUCAACCAUGUGAAGAAUGGGACUCCAUUGAAACCAGGGAGAGCAAUUGAGACUUUCUUGUUUGCCAUGUUUGAUGAAGAUAAGAAACCAGGGAAUGAAGAUGAGCAUAAUUUUGGGAUUUUUACUCCUGAUCAGCAGCCUAAGUAUGGUUCAUUAAACUUUAACUGAUUAGGCUUACAAUUAGCUAGCCAAAAGUAUGGAAUUUCUAGAUAUUGUUUGCAAUAUGCAAAUCGUAACUUUUCAUAUCAAACGUGUAUUUGUACUUUGUACUACCUAAUUAAUAAGAGAAUGCGCAUUUUGUUAACUUAUUGAGAAUGAAGUAUGCUUGGAAUUUAGAAAUGAAGGAUUAGUAUGUGUA
Messenger RNA from Beta vulgaris subsp. vulgaris (sugar beet), 2109 nucleotides. Its product is annotated as glucan endo-1,3-beta-glucosidase-like. Lineage: Eukaryota; Viridiplantae; Streptophyta; Magnoliopsida; Caryophyllales; Amaranthaceae. Gene Ontology annotation, biological process: carbohydrate metabolic process. The record is from RefSeq and is a predicted model, not a curated record. The transcript is spliced from 3 exons. Gene Ontology annotation, molecular function: hydrolase activity, hydrolyzing O-glycosyl compounds. Gene Ontology annotation, cellular component: plasma membrane. The coding region runs from base 876 to 1919 and encodes 347 amino acids.